This is a messenger RNA of Sorex fumeus (smoky shrew), 1332 nucleotides long. RefSeq names its product dipeptidyl peptidase 9-like. NCBI's taxonomy places the organism in Eukaryota, Metazoa, Chordata, Mammalia, Eulipotyphla, Soricidae. Gene Ontology annotation, biological process: proteolysis. Gene Ontology annotation, molecular function: dipeptidyl-peptidase activity. The record is from RefSeq and is a predicted model, not a curated record.
AUGGCCGUGUCCUGCGACACAAUCAGCCACUCUGCAACAAGCUACGAGAUUCAUUCAAAGAACGAAUUCACAGGAGAAUGUGCUGAAACGGAGCGCGCGCCGCUGUCCGCAGCCCCGGUGCUGAACGCCGAAUCCGAGAGCCGCUGCCCGUCCAGGCCCCAGCCCCCACCCGGGUCCCCUGAGGCUGCCGAGCACAUUAAGAAGCUGCAUCUGGAUCAGGACUGGGAGUUGGGACAGGUGUCCCCCAUGAAGCUGCUGGAAAUCAAGACCCAGUGCUCUGGGCCCCACAUGGACCCCAAGAUCUGCCCCGCUGACCCCACCUUCUUCUCCUUCAUCAACCUCAGUGACCUCUGGGUGGCCAACAUCGAGACCGGCGAGGAGCACAGGCUGACGUGCUGCCACCAAGGCUUGUCCAACGUCCUCGAGGACCCCAAGUCUGCAGGUGUGGCCGCCUUCGUCAUCCAGGAAGAGUCUGACCGCUUUGCUGGCUACUGGUGGUGCCCCAUGGCCUCCUGCGAGGGUCCGGAAGGUGUCAAGACGCUGCGGAUCCUGUAUGAGGAGGUGGACGAGUCCGAGGUGGACAUCAUACACGUCCUGGAGGAGAGGAAGAUGGACUCGUACUGAUACCCGCGGACUGGCAGCAAGAACCCCAAGAUUGCCUUGAAACUAGCCGAGUUCCAGACUGACAGCCAGGGCAAGAUCGUCUCCAGCCAGGAGAAGGAGCUGGUGCAGCCCUUCGGCUCUCUCUUCCCGCGGGUGGAGUUUGUCGCCAGGGCUGGCUGGACCCAGGAUGGAAAGCACGCCUGGGCCACGUUCCUGGACCGGCCCCAGCAGCGGUUGCAGCACGUGCUCCUGCCCCCGGCCCUGUUCAUCCCCGCGACGGACACCGAGGAGCAGUGGCGCGCCUUCGCCAGGGCCGUGUCCAGCUCCGUCCAGCCCUUCGCCAUCUACGAGGAGGUCACCGACGUGUGGAUCAACGUGCACGACAUCUUCUGCCCCUUCCCCCGGCGGGACGGGGGCGACCGGCUGAGCUUCCUCCCCAACGAGUGUAAGACCGGCUUCUGCUGCUUGGACAAGGUCACGGUCACGCUCACGCCCAGCGGCCACGACUGGACCCAGCCGCUGCACCCCAGGGAAGGCGAAAAAAGCAUAUCGGAAGCGCUGACCAGCUGCCCACCUGACUACGUGCCCCCCGAAAUCUUCCACUUCCACAUGCAGUACAAGCUGCACUCCAUGCACCCGGGCAUGAAGCACCCCGCAGUCCUCUUCGUCUCUGGGGAAUCCCAGUCCGAAUGUGUCAUCUUGACAGGCACCUUGAAAAUCUUGUUAUGA